Messenger RNA from Elaeis guineensis (African oil palm), 1115 nucleotides. RefSeq lists its product as uncharacterized. Lineage: Eukaryota; Viridiplantae; Streptophyta; Magnoliopsida; Arecales; Arecaceae. The record is from RefSeq and is a predicted model, not a curated record.
GGUUCACGCUCAAAGUUAGGUUGCUACUUUUAACUGCCCCCAGCCUCCCAUCUCUUAUCACCCUCUUCCUGCCUUCACCCAUGAAGGACCUCUCCCUCUUCCUUCUCAAGAACUCCGUAGCAUCCAAGAUGAAAAGAGGCAUCAGAAGUUUCUGCAAUGGCGUCGGCUCCACGUCAACUUUAAAUCAGACGAAAGCCGAUUGUGAUGUGUCGUGCAUUGCUGCUCCAUCUAUCGUCAGCUCCUGCAUGGAGGAGAGCAACGAAAUGAGAAGCUCGCUGACUCUGGAGGAGAUGAUCUUGCAGCUGGAGCUGGAGGAAGAGGCGGCGAGGAGGGCCAAGCUUGAUGAGUAUGGCGAGCUGCUCCACCGGAGGAUGUCUUGUGUAAACAACUCCGAUAUCCUGAGGUCGGCGAGGAGUGCACUGAAUCAGUACCCCCGGUUCUCUCUCGACGGGAGGGAUGCCAUGUACCAGUCAUCCUUCCGCAACUUUGGUGCAAUGACCAGUGGAUUUGAAGGUCGUCGGAAAUCUGUUUGUUGUUCCAGUGCAUGCAGGGGGUUACCUUCGAAUGGUUAUGAGGUGGACCUGGAGAGAAGUCUUAGGUUGCCUCCAACUCUGGCAGGAGAGAGUGUAGUCUGGUGCAAGCCGAGUGUUGUGGCCAAGCUGAUGGGCCUGGAUGCAGUGCCGGUGCCGGUGAGCGGCAGGCAUGGAAAGAAGGGAUUGAAUCCUUUGUUCAGUAGGAAGCAGAGCCUGAGGAGGAUGGCAAAGCAUGAACUAGAGAAAGAGAGGCUUUUUAUGGGCACGAAUGGUUGGAAGGGGAGGACGAGGAGGAAGCCAAUUGGCUCGUGUUCGGCUACGGUGAACCCGAUCUCCGUUGAGCCAGCGAGCGGCCGGGAGGAUUGGCGAUUCAUGCGAGCACGUUAGCCGGCUAGCAUUUUGUUAUGAUUAUAUGGAUGCAUGAAGAUCCUUGUUUCUUGAUUUCUCUUUUCUUUUUGAGCCUAUGAAACUCCAAGGAGGUUGACUGUAGCUACUUAAGUGACUGUGUGAUCAUAAAUUUAUAAGCGCAGAUGAUUUUUAUGGUUAAUGCGAGGAAUAAAGAGUUUAUAUAAUUAGGUCUUA